Molecule: messenger RNA, 4217 nt
Organism: Physcomitrium patens
Lineage: Eukaryota; Viridiplantae; Streptophyta; Bryopsida; Funariales; Funariaceae
Product: putative glutamate carboxypeptidase LAMP1
Molecular function (GO): carboxypeptidase activity
Source: RefSeq, a predicted model, not a curated record
GUUUUUGUUUUUGUGUUUUUAAUUUUCGUAGUUUUUUUGUUUUUCUUCUCUCUGGAGGCGUCAGUGGGUCCCGUCUCUGCGGAAGAAAAGCUGGGCCCCCCGUCAUCUUGGCGGAUUUGUUUUUACCGAAAUUUCGAAAGUUUCAGGGAGUUCUGGAGAAUUGGAAGAAUCGACGAGGGGGUAAAGGAUUACAAAAAUAGAAAGUGAAAGGGGAGGAUGGUGAGGUGCGCGUCUGUCUCCAUGCCCAACAAGAAGAGUGAUUGGGAGAGAGGGAGAGGAUGAGUGAGAGAGAGAAAAACAAAGCAUCGUCAAUCGCAAUCGCAUCGUCGUCAUCGUCGUCAUCGUCGUCCUACGGCGUCAAUGGACAGCUAGGAGUUGCGUAUGUCGACACUACACUGGAGGAUCAUGUGUUUCACUCUUUUGGAGUUACGGCGAGCGAGGUGAUUCAUUUCAAGUUUGGAGUUGUUUUGGAGGUGUGGAUAUUCUUGCUGAAGAUGUUGGGGCGAAUUUUCAACGCGGUUUACUGGUUUCUGGAUUCGUACCAGGAAGUUAGUGGAUAACCAUCCGGUGUUGGUAGUGCUGCUAUGUCUGUGUGAAGUGUGUUUAUCGGUAGCUUCUUUUGAUCAAGGUGGUCGCCACGAUCAGCGUCGGUUGCGUUCUUUUUGCUAAAGCUGUUCAUUUUUGAAACGAAGAGUGUUAAACUGACAUGGGGCUUACCACUUCGCGUGGGAGGAGUAUGACAACAGAGUAAACCUAUUGCAUCACCUCUGAAUAGCUCUCCAAUACCUUUUUUUUUUUUUUUUUUUUUUUUUUUUUUUUUUUGGUUUUUGGGGUUUUUGCUUUUUUCUUCCAGGACUUUUCGCGGUCGAGGGAUGUUUCUUUCUGAUUUCAGUGGGUGGAGGAGGAGCAACCUUAACGUACCUAGGGGUAUUUCGGCUCUUCAGUGAUUGUUAUCGAAUUCCUCCUCACUCGAGAUGUCUAAUCGUGGAUGGUCCGACCAGCAGAAAUUGGUGAAAUUGUAGUUCCGCUCCUUGUAGCUUGGCACAGUUUCAGCGCCCAAUGCGCUUGCAAAUAUUUCCCCUGUAAUUUUCCACUCUGAGUGUGUCCAAUCCUCGUAAGAAUUCCUCUUGAUAAUUCAUUCUGCGAAGUAGGAGUCAAUUUAGCACGAAAUCGCCUCAUGAAUUUAAAAGUUUCGAUUGCUUUCCGUAGUAGCUUCUCUUUCGUGUGCGCCCACCCUCUAGGUUGAAGUGCAUAAGUAAAGGCUCCUGAAAUCGGCCACCGCAAUGCAGCCGCUCAGCUGGUGGGUGCAGUGCUUGGUGCUCCGGACACUGCCUGGACCGCUGCAGCGGUUGAGUCGAUCAUCAGGAUCAGGUGAAGAUGACGAUGGCGGAGAGGCGGCGCCUUUGCGGACGGACAGAUCUCCCUCGCCUCCCACGUGCGGUUCAUUCAAAGCCUGCAGGAAUGGAGCCUUCUGUUUGGCGGCCGCCCUAGCAAUGACUGUGCUUAUCGUCCUUGUUAUGCAUUUAUUCCUGGAUUUCCGGCCAGCCCCUUCUCAUAAGGAGAGUUGGCAACAUAUGUUUGUUCAGUCCAUUGACAACAACAGCAUCAGUAAUCACUUGAAGGAAAUCACCAAGGAACCUCAUGUGGCCGGUACUGCGGAGAAUUUCAAGACAGCUGAGUAUGUAGAGUAUACUUUUAAGGCCUAUGGCCUGGAUGCGCAUCACAAGGAUUACGACGUACUAUUGACUUACCCUUUGCAUCGAUUGUUGGUGCUCACACAGCCGGACCAUGAACCAAUUAAAUUCUCUCUGAAAGAAAAAGCUGUUGCUGGUGAUCCAUACAGCAAUAGGUCAAAUAUUAUCCCAACUUUUCAUGCAUACGCCCCGUCGGGAAAUGCUUCCGCUGAGGUCGUGUAUGCCAACUACGGGCGUCGAGAGGAUUUCCAGAAACUUGCCCAGCUCGGUUUAAAGGUUGAGGGGGCUAUCGUUAUUGCGAAAUAUGCUAAGAUAUAUCGCGGGGACAUUGUUGAGAAUGCAGCACAAGCAGGAGCUGUCGCAGUUGUGAUUUACUCUGAUCCUCUGGAUUAUGGAAACAACGCUACUCAAGGGUACUAUCCUUCUUCGCAAUGGUUACCUCCAAGUGGUGUGCAGCGAGGCUCCGUGUUUAGAGGAAUUGGUGACCCCCAGACGCCAGGUUGGGCGAGCGAAUCAGGCGCUGAAAGAUUAUCUGUGGAUGACCCUGCUGCCCAGUUGCCUCGAAUCCCAUCAAUGCCAAUCUCUGCCGAAGAUGCUCUCCCAAUUUUAAGGUCCUUGGGUGGUCCGGUAGCUCCGAUUGAGUGGCAAGGAGGUCUUGAGUUAUCAGAAUACAAGUUGGGCCGUGGUCCAGGGAGACUUGACCUCUCGUAUGUGGCCAACCAGACGGUGACUCCCAUUCGUAAUGUUUUUGCUACAAUCGUGGGGUCACAAGAGCCCGACAGGUUGGUACUGCUCGGUAAUCACCGCGACGCAUGGACGUUUGGAGCUGUGGAUCCGAACAGUGGCACAGCGACACUCUUAGAGCUGGCCAGGGGAUUUGGAAAGCUUAUGGAGCAAGGUUGGCGUCCUCAUAGGAGCAUUGUGCUGUGCAGCUGGGAUGCUGAAGAAUACAGCAUGAUAGGGUCAACUGAAUGGGUGGAGCAAAACAUUGAUGUUCUCGAUGCGAGCGCAGUUGCAUACAUGAAUGUAGAUUGCGCUGUGGCUGGGCCAGGUUUUAAUGCAGCAGCCUCUCCGCAGCUUGACGACCUACUAAUAGAAAUUACAAAGCAGGUGACAGACCCAGAUGACGACGACCAGAGCUUGUACGAGUCAUGGGUGGUCUCAAGCAACAAGAGUAACCCCUUUAUUGAUAGGUUAGGUGGCGGGGGCUCAGAUUUUGCAGCCUUUUUACAGCAUGCAGGCGUGCCAUCUACGGAUAUUUUCUUUGCUGCUGAUUAUCCUGUGUACCAUAGUACCUUUGACAACUACAAUUGGAUGACCAAGUUCGGUGAUCCAUUGUUUCAUCGUCACGUGGCUGUGACAAGUGUGUGGGGAUUAUUAGCCUUGCGGCUUGCGGAUGACGAAAUCCUGCCUAUGAAGUAUGAGGCUUAUGCGAAAGAGCUUCAUUCAUAUGCCCUUGAAAUAAACUCUGAGUUUUUAUCUUCGAAUGCUCCAGAAAGUGUUUCUAUUGCACCUCUUUUCUCGUCUAUCAAGGGCCUACAAGCCUCGACUCACCAAUUGGCUCAGGAAGUCGAGGCCUUAAAGCAGGAAGGGAUGCAAAUGCAAUCAGGACUGUCUUCGGGGAUUCUGUAUCGUCGGCGCGGACUCAACGACCGCUUACUGCGGGCAGAGCGUGCGUUUCUCGACAGUGAUGGACUUUCUGGUGCAUCUUGGUACAAGCAUCUGGUAUAUGGACGUGUUGCAAACAACAACUAUGGGUCGCUUUCUUUCCCAGGCAUCUGGGACGCUUUUCACCAGGCCACAGAAAGCAGCAACGAUACUGCAAACACAGCGAAGUGGGCGGCAGUGCAGCAUGAAAUAUUCCGUUGUGCACGUGUUAUAACGCGGGCAUCGCUUGUUCUGCAAGGCAAGAUCACGUGAUUGUCUACAGCACUACGGCUUAAUUCGAAAUAUCUGUAUCAAUUAGUCAUCCGUUCCCGAAUAGUUUGAGAUCGCCCCCUAUGCUAUGCCGGAUCAGGACGUGGAAUCUGAAAGUGCUGGGUGCAUAUGCACAUAAUCGUGAAUGAGAUGCCUACUCACAGGUCUGUACACAAUCUGCAUGAAGUGAGCACGUUUGACAACUUCUAGAAUGGUGAGAGGACAUGUCUGAAUCUGCCGAAGUUCAAUCUGAAGACUUCGAUUUUGCAUGGCUUGUAGUUGAUAGCAACAUGGUCAAAUGUGCAACUUAACCAGAGUUUUUUGGGUUUCUUCGCAAUGCUCAACUUUCUAGUCCUCAUCCGUGCUUUUCCUUUCCUUCCACUGAACCUUCACCUAUGAAAGCUGACUGACAAGACGGCAUUGUUCAUAUGUAUUGCUUGACUACAGUUUCCAGUUCUUCGAGCACCACUUAGUCAAUAUGUAUCUCAUCUAACGGUAGCUCUUGGCUUACUCUUGCUAACGGAUCAUUCUCGCUGCUGGUAGAAUUUGCAGUGUUGCUUCUGGGCAUCUGCAUUUUAUUCACAAUAUAUUAUACUAUUGUUCACA